Xylaria bambusicola is the source of this 2815-nucleotide messenger RNA. Its product is annotated as mitochondrial carrier domain-containing protein. Gene Ontology annotation, molecular function: calcium ion binding; ATP transmembrane transporter activity. Lineage: Eukaryota; Fungi; Ascomycota; Sordariomycetes; Xylariales; Xylariaceae. Gene Ontology annotation, biological process: transmembrane transport. The coding region runs from base 254 to 2194 and encodes 646 amino acids. The record is from RefSeq and is a predicted model, not a curated record. The transcript has 8 exons.
GAACCCUGCAACUCCUUCUUGGCAUAUCUGAUGGUGAAGCAAUGCCUCUUUUGCGCGCAAAGCUUGAAACCUUGUGAACCCGUGCACGCAACCGACGUCGGCCGAAUCUCUACAGCCUGCGCCCGCGAGGGAAUGCGCUCCGAUGCGACUGGCGUGAAUGCGAUCCAAGAUUCGAAUGCUCUGUACAACAAUGGUCGAAUCAUAGUCCCAGCCAGCUCCCCGUGUUCUUCCAUGUUGUCAUGAAACACUCAAUAUGAAGCGCCCCAACUUGGUCACCGAGCUGGAGAUGGAGAUGGCCGAAUCGCAGAACGAGCGCGAUGCUCGUGUCGAGGAGCUUUGGAAGAAGCUCGACUACCAAGGCAAGGGCGAACUGGACUGGAAGGGCCUGCAGAAAGGGCUUAAGAAAAUGGAUCAUCCCCUAAAAAACGCCGAUAACAUGCUUAAGACUCUCACAAAGGCCGUAGACACUGAUGGCGACGGCAAAAUCCAGUACGAAGAGUUUCGUAUCUUUGUCGAAGCAGCUGAACGCCAGCUUUUUCAUCUCUUCCGAUCCAUCGACCGAGACAAGAAUGGUAAACUUGACAAGGAGGAGCUCCAAGCCGCAUUCCAUAAGGCUGGUUUAGCGGUGCCUAAACGUAGAUUGGAUGCUUUCUUUGCGGAGAUUGACCACAAUCAUGAUGGAUUCAUCACUUAUGAAGAAUGGCGGGACUUUCUUCUCUUUAUGCCCAAUACUGAUUCUCCAGCGACUUUACACACAGUUUUCACGUUUUAUUCAGACAUCCUUACUCUCAGUUCAGAAGGUGACUCCGUUAUGAGCGAGAAAUCCCUUGAGGGAAUAGGUACGGCUACAGGCUUCUUUCUGUCCAUAUUUUUUGGUUCAAUUAUUAGAAUCGCUUUUCCCAAUUGGCAGCCCUCAGGGCAAGCCCCUGAGGCCUCUGACUCCUCCCUUUCUCCAUCACUUACUUCGCAACUUCCAUCCUUGCCCGAAUCCGAUUCCCACCCGCAGUCACCAGCACCGGAUGUACUGCGAGCGACCGAUGACCCCGGCGAAGUUAACCCAACAGCUCCACAACCUUAUGCUCUAGUACCUGGUGCUGCAACCGUGUCUGGGCUAUCUUCUGACACGUCUGAUGCGGUGCGAGGAGCAACGCUGGCUGACCUUUCCACUUCUCAAGACAAUCAGAUUGAAACUGCAACGCGUGACAAGGUCAAGAAAUCCGUGCUGAUAAAAUACAUCCCCGAUCCAGGCUAUUUCAUUGCCGGAGCCGUUGCGGGAGGCAUUUCUCGCACUGCAACCGCUCCUCUCGAUCGACUCAAAGUGUAUCUGUUGGUCAAUACCAAAUCUGACGCUAAUGUGGCCUUCGACGCUGCCAAGAAGGGUCGACCCAUCCAGGCUCUCAAGAGUGCUGGACGACCACUUGUUGCCGCUUUAAGCGAUCUAUACAAGUCUGGAGGUGUAAGAGGGUUUUUUGCUGGCAAUGGACUCAAUGUCGUCAAGAUCAUGCCAGAGACAGCAAUCAGAUUUGGAGCAUAUGAGGCAGCCAAGAAUACUUUAGCAGGACUUGAAGGCCAUAAUGAUCCGCAUUCAAUCAACCCUUAUUCAAAGUUCGUUGCAGGCGGUGUUGCCGGAAUGGUUGCACAGUUCUGCGUCUAUCCUCUGGACACGCUCAAGUUUCGUCUGCAAUCCGAGUAUGUUUCUGGUGGUGCACGAGGCAAUACGUUAUUAUUACAGACCGCUCGAAAGAUGCUCGCAGAGGGAGGUGCUCGAGCAGCUUACCGUGGCGUUACCAUGGGUUUGGUUGGCAUGUUUCCCUAUUCGGCAAUUGAUAUGGGUACGUUCGAGUUUCUGAAAACAACCUACAUCUCCUACAAAGCAAAGGCAUCCGGCUGCCAUGAAGAAGAUGCGCAACCUAGCACGUUUGCCACGGGAAUCAUGGGGGCCUCAUCAGGCGCCUUCGGUGCCUCGGUUGUCUAUCCUCUCAACGUACUCCGUACCCGACUUCAGACCCAGGGCACUAGCAUGCAUCCGGCACGCUACACUGGCAUCUGGGAUGUGGCACACAAGACUGUAAGAAAUGAGGGCGUCCGAGGACUCUAUAAAGGAUUGAUGCCAAAUCUUCUCAAAGUCGCACCCGCGCUUAGUAUCACGUGGAUGGUAUAUGAGAACACAAAGAAGAUUAUGCAUCUUCACUAGAGUAUCUUCCUGCUCUGGUACGGGAACUUACUAAUAUGUGAUCGCUCUAUCACAACAGCGCCUACGGCCACAUCUCCUUAUCGGAUCCAAAUCAUUCUUACAGUUUAACCACUCAUGUCCGUUACGAACAGCAGACAUCCCCUUCCAACAUUAUAACUAUACUACCAUUAGAGCAUAGAUACCGGACGAGACAUGACAACAAGAGGCAUUCGGUUUAACAGAGUUACGGAAAUAGUCUACAUUGGCUUGCAUUGAUUGGCGUUUCAGGAUCUUCUUCCUGUUGACCUAGGUAAUUUUUUUCUGAUUUUUCCGGGUCAUUAUUGAUCAUCACAGGUCAUCACAAGGGCACUUGAAAUAGAGGGAUGUGGAGAUACCCUUCUGUGCACGGUUGGUUUUAUUUGUGAGCCUCGAUGUCUCAUUUGCUGGUGCUUAUAGUGAGGCCGGCUUUUACACGCAAGGAUACACAUGUUGUACAAUAAAUGUGUUGGCAUUGAAACAUUUGGCGAGGUCAUGGCGAUGAUUGUUACUCAUGUCGACACGGUUUGCCGAUAGUUUUGGCUUUCUAGCUUUGUCCUAUUUAGCAACUAGGUCUUCGAGUCAAUAAACGAAAUUACUGAUUAA